Sceloporus undulatus (fence lizard) is the source of this 2108-nucleotide messenger RNA. RefSeq names its product golgin, RAB6 interacting (gene GORAB). NCBI's taxonomy places the organism in Eukaryota, Metazoa, Chordata, Lepidosauria, Squamata, Phrynosomatidae. The transcript is spliced from 5 exons. The coding region runs from base 60 to 1133 and encodes 357 amino acids. The record is from RefSeq and is a predicted model, not a curated record. Gene Ontology annotation, biological process: non-motile cilium assembly.
AGGGCGGGUUCUCCAGACGUGGCAGCGAAGAAGGAGCCACCCGGCAGGCAGGAGGCGCCAUGGCCGAGCGGGGAUGGGCUGGCUUCUCCGAGCGGGAGCUUCGCCGAUUCCAGGGGCGACUCAAAGAUUCUUCUGAACUUCUUUCUGAGCAGCAACAUCAAUCUUUUGUAAGCCAAAAGCCCAAGCAUUUGCAGUGCAAAAAUCCUGUCCAGCAGAUGUGUGAAAAAAUGGAACUGCCAGAUGAAGUACCCUUGUCACCUCUGAAGCAGAAGCUUUCUGGACCUAAAGUGAAUUGCUCCUCUCCACAUCCAUCUCAGUCAUCUUCCCAGUCUCUGACAAUAAGAGAGUACCAGGAUACCAGGAACCAAGAAAUGAGACAAUCUUCUAAUGGUGAUUUCCUUUCAGCACCAAGUCACAAACUGGGGGAAAAGAAAUUGGAAUUGCUGGAAAAGUCUCGAUGGGAAAUCCUUCAGCAGGAGCAGAAACUUCUGGAAGAAAAGAACAAACGCAAGAAAGCUCUCCUGGCUAAAGCAAUUGCUGAAAGGUCUAAAAAAACUCAGGCUGAAACAGUGAAAUUAAAGAAGAUCCAAAAACAGCUCCAAGCUUUAGAUGAUAUGGUAUCUGCUGAUAUUGGGAUACUGAGAAAUAGGAUUGACCAGGCAAGUUUGGAUUAUUCAUGUGCUCGGAAGCGAUAUGAUAAGGCAGAAUCCGAGUAUGUGUCUGCAAAGCUGGAUCUCCAGAAGAAAUCAGAACUCAAAGAACAGCUCACAGAGCACCUGAGCACCAUCAUACAGCAAAAUGAGCUCUGUAAGACCCAGAAAUUGGAGGAGUUAAUGCAGCAGCUGGAAGUAGAAGCAGAUGAAGAGAAUCUACAACUCGAGAUAGAGGUGGAACAGAUGGUGCAACAACAGAAGGUAGAAGGUAGAAAGCAGUUGGGGAAGUCACAGAAAUUCACUCCUGUUGGUGUAGAGAAUACAGCUUUUCAGGCUUCCAUUAAAGGACAUGACAACAAAAAUCACAUGGCUGCAGAAACAUUAAAGGAACAGCCCACAAAUCUGCAUACAACUGACCAAGAUCAAACAGUAAUAUCUGUUACAAAAGAAACGAUAGCUCAUGUAGUAUGUAAACAUUGAACCUGCUAGACUUCCUUGGGUUGGUGCUGUUCUCUGCUUAUUCAUAUGAUUCCCAAACUUUGGUCCUCCAGGUAUUGUGGUGUUCAAUUCCCAGAAGGUCCAGCCAGCUUGGCCAACAGUCAGGAAUAUUGGGAGCUGAAGUCCAAAACAUCUGGGAGACCAACAUUUGGGAAGUACUGAUUUAGUUGGAGACUUCUGCUCCUCCACUGACAAAAGAACACUCAGAUAUUUCAGCAGAUGACAUUGACAUUGUCAGUUUCUCUGAAUUAUCAGUUUCUUUGUAUGAAUGAUCUGCCUCCUUGUGCAAACUAUUUAUGGCUUAUUACAGAGUGAUCAAUAAUAAGAAAAAAGGUAAUUUUAGUUGUAUGAACUUUAAAUUUCAGAAAAAAGCAAACCAGGAAGUACAAGAAGUUUUUUGUGGCAGGUGGCCAAGUUACUUCAUAUUUAAACAAUUUUCCUUCCCUUCUAAUGUUGAAAAGACAUUUCUUCUUUGUGUGUGUGUAUGUGUCUUCAAGUCGUCUGUCGCAACCCCCAUGAAUUUCAUUGGUUUUUCUUAGGCAAGGAAUACUCACAGGUGGUUUUGUCAGUUCCUUCCUCUGAAAUAUAUAUAAUCUACCACCCGGGGCUAGUGGCCUGCAUUGUCCAGACAGGACAAUGUGAGGCCAGGGGGAUCAUGGGCCUUUGGCCUGUGUGUACGAUCAGAUGCUUUGUCAGAUACACGUAGGCUCAGUCUGCGAAAGCUUAUACCACCAACUUAUAUUAUUUAGUCUCAAAGUGCAACAAAAUCCUUUUGGAUGCUGAUACAGACUAACACACUCUGUAUACUACUGCCUUGGCUUCUCAGGUUCAGGCUUUCUCGAAUUCUAAUGUCUCUUUUUAAUAGUUUUUCUAUCCAUAGAGUUCAAUGAGUUAUCAAAGAUACCAGAUUUUUGUUGUUUUUAUUUAUAUAAUCAAUAAACAGAUACUAAACCUCUC